Odocoileus virginianus texanus is the source of this 7270-nucleotide messenger RNA. It is a transcript of the gene POLR3A, whose product is annotated as RNA polymerase III subunit A. Gene Ontology annotation, biological process: DNA-templated transcription. The record is from RefSeq and is a predicted model, not a curated record. Lineage: Eukaryota; Metazoa; Chordata; Mammalia; Artiodactyla; Cervidae. Gene Ontology annotation, cellular component: RNA polymerase III complex. Gene Ontology annotation, molecular function: DNA binding.
UGUGGGGCGUGCUACGGUGGCCGAAAAAAUGCCGCAGGUGUGUUAGCAACCGGUCCAGAAGCAGACACGGGUGGUACGGAGAACAUCGUGUUUCUAAUCCAGCUCCACGAAUUUAUAGGAGGGAGCCCCUGCAGCCGUCACCAUGGUGAAGGAGCAGUUCCGGGAGACAGAUGUGGCCAAGAAAAUAAGCCACAUCUGUUUUGGAAUGAAAUCAGCCGAGGAGAUGCGCCAGCAGGCACACAUUCAGGUUGUGAGUAAGAACCUGUACAGCCAGGACAACAACCACGCCCCACUGCUAUACGGGGUGCUUGACCACAGGAUGGGUACAAGUGAGAAGGACCGUCCUUGUGAAACCUGUGGGAAGAACUUGGCUGACUGUCUGGGCCACUAUGGGUACAUUGACUUGGAAUUGCCGUGUUUUCACGUGGGGUACUUCCGAGCAGUUAUCGGCAUCUUACAGAUGAUCUGUAAAACCUGCUGCCACAUCAUGCUGUCCCAGGAGGAGAAGAAGCAGUUUCUGGAUUAUCUAAAGAGGCCCGGCCUGACCUACCUCCAGAAGCGAGGGCUGAAGAAGAAAAUCUCUGACAAGUGCCGGAAGAAGAACACGUGUCAUCACUGUGGCGCCUUCAACGGUACUGUCAAGAAAUGCGGCUUACUGAAGAUAAUCCAUGAGAAGUACAAGACUAACAAGAAAGUGGUGGAUCCCAUCGUAUCAAGUUUCCUUCAGUCCUUUGAAACCGCCAUAGAGCAUAACAAAGAAGUAGAACCUCUCCUGGGAAGGGCACAGGAAAACUUGAAUCCCUUAGUAGUUUUGAAUUUAUUUAAACGAAUCCCAGCUGAAGACAUCCCUCUACUUCUGAUGAAUCCGGAAGCUGGAAAGCCCUCUGAUUUGAUUCUCACACGCCUCUUAGUGCCCCCUUUGUGUAUCAGACCCUCUGUUGUGAGCGAUUUGAAGUCUGGCACCAAUGAAGAUGAUCUGACGAUGAAGUUGACAGAAAUCAUUUUCCUAAAUGACGUCAUUAAAAAGCAUCGGAUAUCAGGAGCUAAGACCCAGAUGAUCAUGGAAGACUGGGACUUCCUGCAGCUGCAGUGCGCACUCUACAUUAACAGCGAGCUCUCGGGCAUUCCCCUCAAUAUGGCACCCAAGAAAUGGACCAGAGGGUUUGUCCAGCGCCUGAAAGGAAAGCAGGGUCGAUUCAGAGGCAAUCUUUCAGGAAAGAGAGUGGAUUUUUCUGGCAGAACAGUCAUCUCACCUGACCCCAACCUCCGAAUUGACGAGGUAGCUGUGCCAGUUCAUGUGGCCAAAAUUCUAACAUUUCCUGAGAAGGUAAACAGAGCAAACAUCAACUUUCUGAGGAAACUGGUUCGAAAUGGCCCUGAAGUUCACCCAGGAGCCAAUUUCAUCCAGCAGAGACACACGCAGAUGAAGAGGUUUCUGAAAUACGGGAACAGAGAAAAGAUGGCCCAGGAGCUCAAGUUCGGGGACAUUGUGGAGAGGCACCUCAUAGAUGGAGACGUGGUCCUAUUCAACCGGCAACCCUCACUGCACAAAUUGAGCAUCAUGGCACACCUGGCCAGGGUCAAGCCCCACCGGACUUUCAGAUUUAAUGAGUGUGUCUGUACACCCUACAAUGCAGAUUUUGAUGGAGAUGAAAUGAACCUUCAUCUUCCUCAAACAGAAGAAGCUAAAGCAGAAGCCCUUGUUCUCAUGGGGACUAAAGCAAACCUUGUAACACCAAGAAAUGGAGAACCACUAAUUGCUGCUAUUCAGGAUUUUCUGACAGGUGCCUAUCUCCUCACUCUUAAGGACACUUUCUUUGACCGAGCCAAAGCUUGUCAGAUCAUCGCUUCAAUACUGGUGGGCAAGGAUGAGAAAAUUAGAGUUCGUCUCCCACCCCCCACAAUACUAAAGCCUGUCACCCUGUGGACGGGAAAGCAGAUCUUCAGCGUCAUCCUCAGACCCAGCGAUGACAAUCCAGUGAGGGCCAACCUCCGAACCAAGGGCAAGCAGUACUGCGGCAGAGGAGAGGACCUCUGUGUCAAUGACUCUUAUGUCACAAUCCAGAACAGCGAGCUGAUGAGUGGCAGCAUGGACAAAGGAACGCUGGGGUCAGGAUCCAAGAACAACAUUUUUUACAUUUUGCUGCGAGACUGGGGGCAGAAUGAAGCUGCCGAUGCGAUGUCACGGCUUGCCAGGCUGGCUCCCGUCUACUUGUCUAACCGUGGAUUCUCAAUCGGGAUUGGUGACGUCACACCUGGCCAAGGGCUGCUGAAGGCCAAGUAUGAGUUGCUGAAUGCUGGCUACAAAAAAUGCGAUGAGUACAUCGAAGCCCUGAACACAGGCAAGCUGCAGCAGCAGCCCGGCUGCACCGCCGAGGAGACUCUGGAGGCUUUGAUCCUGAAGGAGCUGUCUGUGAUCCGUGACCACGCAGGUAGCGCCUGCCUCCGGGAGCUGGACAAGAGCAACAGUCCCCUCACCAUGGCUCUGUGUGGUUCCAAAGGUUCCUUCAUUAACAUAUCACAGAUGAUUGCCUGUGUGGGACAGCAAGCUAUCAGUGGCUCUCGAGUGCCAGAUGGCUUUGAAAACAGGUCCCUGCCUCACUUUGAAAAACACUCAAAGCUCCCAGCUGCCAAAGGCUUUGUGGCUAAUAGCUUUUAUUCCGGUUUGACACCAACCGAGUUUUUCUUCCACACGAUGGCUGGCCGGGAAGGUCUGGUUGACACAGCCGUGAAGACAGCUGAGACAGGAUAUAUGCAGAGAAGGCUCGUCAAGUCCCUGGAAGAUCUUUGCUCACAGUAUGACUUGACAGUCCGCAGCUCUACGGGCGAUAUCAUCCAGUUCAUUUAUGGGGGAGACGGCUUAGAUCCUGCAGCCAUGGAGGGGAAAGAUGAGCCCUUGGAGUUUAAAAGGGUUCUGGACAACAUCAAAGCAGUCUUCCCGUGCCGGAGCGAGCCUGCUCUCAGUAAGAACGAGCUGCUCCUGAGCGCCGAGUCCAUCAUGAAGAAGAACGAGUUUCUCUGCUGCCAGGACAGCUUCCUGCAGGAGAUAAAAAAGUUUAUCAAAGAGGUUUCUGAGAAGAUCAAGAAGACCAGAGAUAAAUAUGGCAUCAACGACAACGGCACAACAGAGCCCCGUGUGCUGUACCAGUUGGACCGGAUCACCCCAACCCAAAUAGAGAAGUUUCUGGAGACAUGUAGGGACAAGUACAUGAGGGCACAGAUGGAGCCAGGUUCCGCGGUGGGGGCACUCUGUGCUCAGAGCAUUGGCGAACCAGGCACCCAGAUGACCCUGAAGACUUUCCACUUCGCAGGCGUGGCCUCCAUGAACAUCACCCUGGGCGUGCCCCGCAUCAAAGAGAUCAUCAAUGCCUCCAAGGCCAUCAGCACUCCCAUCAUCACAGCACAGCUGGACAAGGACGAUGAUGCAGAUUACGCUCGUCUGGUGAAAGGGAGAAUUGAGAAAACCCUCUUGGGAGAGAUUUCAGAGUAUAUUGAAGAAGUGUUUCUUCCUGAUGAUUGCUUCAUUCUCGUCAAGCUCUCCCUAGAACGGAUCAGACUUCUGAGGCUGGAAGUGAACGCUGAGACGGUGAGGUACUCCAUCUGCAUGUCCAAGCUGCGCGUGAAGCCCGGCGACGUGGCCGUGCACGGGGAGGCAGUGGUGUGUGUCACCCCCCGAGAGAACAGCAAGAGCUCCAUGUACUACGUGCUGCAGUUCCUGAAAGAGGACCUCCCCAAGGUGGUGGUGCAGGGCAUCCCGGAGGUGUCCCGAGCUGUCAUCCACAUCGAUGAGCAGAGCGGGAAGGAGAAGUACAAGCUCCUGGUGGAGGGUGAUAACCUGCGGGCCGUCAUGGCCACCCACGGCGUGAAGGGCACCCGGACCACCUCCAACAACACGUAUGAGGUGGAGAAAACCCUGGGCAUCGAAGCUGCCCGGACAACUAUCAUCAACGAGAUCCAGUAUACAAUGGUCAACCACGGCAUGAGCAUCGACCGGCGGCACGUGAUGCUGCUGUCCGAUCUCAUGACCUACAAGGGUGAAGUCCUGGGCAUCACCAGGUUUGGCCUGGCCAAGAUGAAGGAGAGCGUGCUGAUGCUGGCCUCAUUUGAGAAGACGGCUGACCACCUCUUUGACGCUGCCUACUUUGGGCAGAAGGACUCUGUGUGUGGGGUGUCUGAAUGCAUCAUCAUGGGGAUCCCCAUGAACAUUGGAACUGGACUCUUCAAGCUGCUCCACAAGGCCAACAGGGACCCCAGCCCUCCCAGGAGACCCCUCAUCUUCGACACAAGCGAAUUCCACAUCCCCCUUGUCACCUAGUCCAGUGAAGAGGGGGCCGUUCCUGACCUUGGCUCCUUGUCAACUGGAAAAGGGCUGGAGGCCAGCAGCCAACCCAUGAGCUUUGUGCUCCCUGGGACCGAGGCCCUGCUGCGCCCACCAUGCUGGCUGUCGGAGAAGGUUCCCGGAGUCCUGGGAGCCACUCAUCCCAUGACCCCAACCAUAGCACAGUGCUUGGUGGGGUAAACCGGGAUUUUUCUGUCUGUUUGAAACCUGCUUAAUCUGGAGACAACUCUGCACCUCCUGCCCACCCCACCUCCAUGGACUUGUGAGGAGGCCCCAGCCAAGCAUCUCUGCUCAUUUCCACCUCCCCUGUCCCUCCAUCCACUCACAGGGGUCCCAACCUGACCAGGAGCCAGUUCUCAGCCCUAAAGCCAGGGCACAUCUCAGUUCUUCUGUUCCCCGGUCAUGCUGGCCUCUCCCAAUGUGACAUACUAAUGUAAAUAUUGUUCGUAUUAUUUAUUUGUUCACUGAAGAAUUUGUAGUUUUUAUUGUUAUUUUAGUUUUUCUUUUGAAACCCAAGAAGCUGUGGAAACCAAGAGAGCCAGCUUUGAAGCAUCACUGGAAAAACUGGUUAAGCAAAUGGGGCUGUCUGGGAUUUGAAACUGAGUUGAAACUGUCAUGAGGCCAAGCUGCUCUCAAACACCUUUUCCAGACACCCCCGCCACCCCCUUUUUGUCUAUUUCCAAUGCCCAUGGGGGCACGUGAGUCAAACUCAUUCUUUGUGGCUUGUAGAAGCCUCUCCAGAGUUUACGGCCGGCUGAGGCGGGGACUCCCGGUGUACAUGGAGAUGAGAAGUGGGACUGGUCCAGACCCUCUGCACUGUCUGGGGGGCAUCCAUACUCUUCCUGAGGAAUCCACACGUGUGCCUUGCCUCCUGUAGCCGAGGCGCACACCAGAUAGGUGCAGAACCAGAGGCCUAGAAAGUGCCCCAGGAGCCUGGCAUGAGAGGGCCCUCUGGGUGCAGGCAGGCACCAGCUCUCAGGGGUGAAGCGGUCACCCAGACAGGAAGGGUGGGGCCCGCACAGGGGUGGGCACCCGCUGGAGUUGACGUUCCCCAGGUGGCAGCAGCAGGUUUCUCAGAGGACAUCUGUGAUGAUAACACACGUGGGACUGUGAGGAGGGACCUGGCAGGGUGUCCCAGAAAGACCCAUGUUUCACUGCCUGCUUGGGCUUCUGCCAGUGACUGCGCCAUCCAUUGUUGAUGGGGUUUCCAAGGUUUACAAGUGGGUUUUGUGAAACACCAGGAAGAAACGUACAUAGCUUGUCUUCCAGAGAGCACAGGGAUUUGCUCACAGAGACGGUGGUUCUUUGUGCCGAAUUUGCUCCUUGGGAUUGGCCUGGGGCCACAGAGAAGGAUCUGUGGCGGCCACAGCUCUCCUCUAAGAACGUUGUGUGGAGCCAGUCCUUCCCUUCCCUGCCCAGAGCCAAGCUGCUCACUCUGGCUUUUCCUUCCCUCCCUGGGGGCCUUGGAAAACCUAGACUGCUUGGUCAGAAGUGAGAUGAUAUAAAAUAUGGAGCUUUGACCCGGUUUUCUGGCUCCCUGCUCUUGAAAAGAAAAUCAACCUCUGAAACAAUAGCUGGUGCAUCUCAGUGUAUUAAGCUACUGGAAGACACAACAGUGCAGGCCAAAGAGAUGAGCAUCUAUUUUUGAGUGAGAAGAUGGUUUGGAUGAUUAAAGAGGGUGUGGUAAAAGAAAAAGGGGAGGCUCAAAGAAUUCAAGCAGUAUUUUAUAGAAUUACAUUCUUUGGUCAUUCCCUAGUUGAGUCCUCACCUUCUUGAGUUAAUGCUGCUAAGGUACUCUGCAAAGCCCUGGGUUCUUGGGUGCGUGUUUGGAAUGAGUGCUUUUUUCCCCAUACUGACGUAAGUUAGGAGUUCUUGAGUUAUUUUUUGUCAGUGCUCAGGUUUCAAUUCUACCAAAGUGAGUCUGGGCUUCCCAGGUGGCACAGUGGUAAAGAAUCUGCCUGUCAAUGCAGGAGACACGAGAGACGUGGGCUUGAUCUCUGGGUCAGGAAGAUCCCCUGGAGGUUAUGGCAGCCCGCUCCAGUAUUCUUGCCUGGAGAAUUCCAUGGACAGAGAAGCCAGGCAGGCUACAGCCUUUAGGGUCACAGAGAGUCGGACAUGACUGAACGCAAAAUUAGUUUGGCCCCACACCUAUGAGGUUAACCUACAAAGGUUAGGUUGCCAGAUUAGGGUUAGGGUGCCAGAUAUGAAAAAAAAAAUGCCAUUUUUCACAUUUAUCUCCCCCUGUAUCUUUGAACUGACCUGACCUAGUUUAAGACAAAUGGUUGAGUCCGUUAAUAAUGCUUAUCCAGGUUUGCCCUGUGAAGCCUCACAAUGGACUCUGCUUCUCUCACCCAACCUGCCAAGAGCCACAAGACUGGCUUCCUAAAAACUGGGAAGUAACUCCUGGGCUACACAUGAGGGCCAGGAGGGUGGAAUUGGGUGAUGGAAGGGACCACCAGUGCCCGCCUCACUCUAUGUGACACAGAAGUUGGAGAGACCAUGGCCACACUGUGCUGCUGUGAGUGACGAAGGCGACACCUCUAGGAGCCUGGCCUGGUCUCUGGCAAACACUCUGACUCCCUGGGUGAGGCAUGUGGUUGCAGUGGAUACAGGCUCUGGGUUGGAUUCAGACUAGCACGUGGUUCUGGGAAGGGGCACACCCCCAGUGACUGAGGUACCCUCGCCACCAGCCCUGCCACCCUAGGCGGUGUUGACUGGUAAACCCUGCUCUGGGUUCCCCAGGGCACAUCCUCGGGGCAGGAGUUAAAAUUCCCCCUAAUCUGAUCAUCUGCCCUGGCCUCGGGCUUUGUGCAAACACAAACCAAACACUCAAAUAGCAGUGUAUACUGAAGAUUGAGCUCAACAGAAAGUUAGAGUUUUAUUCUGGCCUAUUUGGAAGAAAUAAGGGAAACAUUUAAAUUCUGCCUCAUC